Neodiprion virginianus is the source of this 1848-nucleotide messenger RNA. RefSeq lists its product as uncharacterized. The transcript has 2 exons. The coding region runs from base 835 to 1821 and encodes 328 amino acids. NCBI's taxonomy places the organism in Eukaryota, Metazoa, Arthropoda, Insecta, Hymenoptera, Diprionidae. The record is from RefSeq and is a predicted model, not a curated record.
GCUAUAGGGACCGUGCAUUAGACCGUCACGCCAACUGGUGAUAGAAAUGUUAAAAAUUCGGGCAAAAAAGUUAGGCAAAAGCACGCGAUAUUUUGUUUCUCUAUUUUUAAUAAUAUAAAUAUUAAAAUUAUUCAUAAUGUCUUCAUCCGUAAAGUCUUGCUGUAUCAAAGGAUGUACAGAAAAAUCACGUCGGAUGCACCAAGUCAAUUCGCUAGUAAAAUUUUAUUGUUUUCCUUCGAGUGAACAUGGAGUCUCAUGGAAGUGUGAUAAACGUAUCAAGUGGAUAAAUGCCGUGAAAAAUUAUGUGAAAAAUCCGAAAAACUGGGAGCCAAAUCAACAUACAAGAAUUUGUAGUGCUCACUUCAUAAAUAAUAGUAAAUCAGAUAACUCCAAUCACCCAUCAUACAUUCCUUCUAUUUUUCCUGGAAAAGAAAAUGUUAAGAAAUCAAUUCAACGGCUGCAACGAUUUGAACGGUCAAGAAUACGUCAAUUAAAUAAACAAAUCAACGUCUCGAAAUCUGUAGUGAUUAAUAAUACAAACAGCAGUAUGAACAGUGAUAAUUCAAUAGCAUAUAAGGAUACUAGUUGUUUGAGUGACAUUGUCAUGGAGCAAGACACAGAAGUUCAGGAAGACUUUUUUAUGAAUGAUACGAAUGCUUCUGAUAUGAAUACUUCUCCUCGGGUUUUUCGAAGUAUAACUUGUCACACUGAGCAAUUUAUAUCAGAUAGUUCGACUGAUACUUGUACUUAUUUUUUUGUAAUUUGAAUCAUCAUGAUGGCAUUAGUACCGCUGCAGUCCAGGUCAAUAUAUCUGUGACAAAAACCACGGAUAAAAUGUGUCAAGCUUCGAUGCCACUUAUAAAGAAAAAGGUCCAAGAUUCCAGUUGCGAUCCAAUCGAUUUUGAAUCCGAAAAAUCGCAAUGUCGAGGUUUUCAUGGGUUAUCAUCUAUCACAACUAAUGAAGCUAUGAGUAGCUUAACAGGUGUUACAUUGUCUAUAUUCUCAUUCCUUUUAAAUCUACUCCCAGACUGCAAAAAUUCUAAAGUUGAUAAAAAAACAAAAUUAUUGAUAACAUUGGUGAAACUAAAAACCGGUUUGACAUUUACCGCGAUGUCAGUCUUGUUCGAUAUUCAUCGCACUACUGUUUAUCGAAUAUUUAUAAAUAAUCUGCAGCAGAUGAACAUAAUAAUAAAAAACUUCAUUUUCUGGCCAUCAAAAGUCGCUGUACAAACAACCUUACCAGAAGCAUUCAAAAUACAUUACCCCAACACACGUGUUAUUAUUGAUUGCACCGAAGUCAAGACAGAAGUUCCACCAGAAGUUAAACAUCGGGUUCUAAUGUAUUCAGAUUAUAAACAUCAUCACACAAUAAAAUUUUUAGUUGGAUGUGCUCCAAAUGGAUUUAUAAGUUUUCUGUCAAAGUGUUAUGGUGGUCGUGCUGGUGAUUGUUACAUUACAAAUGAUUGUGGUUUAGUGGAUUUAAUUGAGCCUGGAGAUGUUGUGCUAGCAGAUAAAGGAUUCCCACAAAUACAAACUAAAGUCGACGAAAAAAACGCAAUCUUUGUGAUGCCUCCAUUUUGUACAAAAGAUCAAUUUUCACCUGAGGAAGUAGAUGAAACUUACAAUAUUGCUUCAGUGAGAAUACACAUUGAACGAGUGAAUCAAAGAAUAAAAGACUUUUAUAUUCUCUCCAAAGUGCCAGCAUCACUAUUUUCUCAUAUUGAUGAAAUUGUUUUUGUCAUUUGUGCUAUUAUAAAUAUUCAAGAGCCUCUGUUUAAAGAACGAGAUCAAUCAACGACAGAAUGUAAAACGAAGGAAUAAAUUGUAAAUUUAAAGAAUUAAAUAACA